CUUUUAUCUGUUAACAGUUAAACAACAAUGUCGAAAACUAAAUACGAAAGCCCUUUAACUUCAAGAUAUGGAAACUCAAAAAUAGUCGGAUUAUUUUCACCGGCUAAAAAGUUUUCUACUUGGAGAGAACUUUGGUUAAACCUGGCUAUAGCAGAAAAAGAAUUAGGUAUAGCUGGUAUAACUGAUGAGUCUAUUGAAGAAAUGAAAGCUCAUUUGGAGUUGACUCCUGAAGAUUUCAAAGCAGCCGAAGAAGAGGAGGAAAAAAGACGUCAUGAUGUCAUGGCACAUGUUCAUGCUUUUGGUUUAGUAGCUCCAAAAGCCGCAGGAAUCAUUCACUUAGGAGCAACAAGUUGUUAUGUUACUGACAAUGGAGAUUUAAUCAUAUUAAAACAAGGUCUUAACUUAUUAUUGGAAAAAUUAGCAGUAGUUAUUAGUAGAUUUAGUAAUUUUGCUAAAAAAUAUAAAGAUUUACCUACAUUGGGAUUCACACAUUUUCAACCUGCCCAAUUAACUACUGUUGGAAAGAGAGCUACUUUAUGGAUACAGGAACUUUUAUGGGAUCUUCGCAAUUUAACUCGUACUCGUGAUGAUCUUGGACUCCGUGGUGUUAAAGGUACCACAGGUACACAAGCAUCAUUUUUGGCUUUAUUUGAAGGAGAUCAUGAUAAAGUAGAAGCUCUAGAUAAACGAGUUACAGAACUUUCUGGAUUUAGUGAAGCAUAUCCGGUUACAGGACAAACUUAUUCUCGUAAAAUUGAUGUUGAUAUCCUUAAUGCUAUCAGUUCUUUUGGAUCAACGGCUCAUAAGAUUGCUACUGAUCUAAGACUUUUAGCAAAUCUUAAAGAAGUUGAAGAACCUUUUGAAAAAGAUCAAAUUGGAAGUUCUGCAAUGGCUUAUAAAAGAAAUCCAAUGCGUUGUGAAAGAGUCUGUAGUUUAUCUAGACAUUUAAUGGUUCUUGCUCAAGAUGCAUUAAUGACAAAUAGUGUACAAUGGUUUGAAAGGACAUUGGAUGAUAGCGCCAAUCGUCGAAUAUCUCUUCCAGAAGCUUUCAUGACAGCAGAUAUAGUAUUAACUCUUUUACAAAAUAUUUCUGAGGGAUUCGUUGUAUAUCCAAAAGUUAUCGAACGUCACAUAGCACAAGAACUUCCUUUUAUGGCCACAGAAAAUAUUAUUAUGGCUAUGGUUAAAAAGGGAGGUGAUCGUCAACAAUGUCAUGAGGAAAUUCGCAUUCUGAGUCAUGAAGCUGCAAAACAAGUUAAACAAGAAGGCAAGGAAAAUGAUUUAAUUGAUAGAAUUAAGAAGACAGAAUAUUUCAAGCCAAUUUAUGAUGAAGUAAUUAAAUUAAUUAAUAUUUUCAUGAACUUUAAAUUCUUUUUAAAAUGAAUAUUUAUAAUUUUUUUUUUCCAGCUUGAUUCUCUCAUGAGACCUAC
Rhizophagus irregularis DAOM 181602=DAOM 197198 is the source of this 1430-nucleotide messenger RNA. The record is from RefSeq and is a predicted model, not a curated record. Lineage: Eukaryota; Fungi; Glomeromycota; Glomeromycetes; Glomerales; Glomeraceae.